Chara braunii is the source of this 968-nucleotide messenger RNA. NCBI's taxonomy places the organism in Eukaryota, Viridiplantae, Streptophyta, Charophyceae, Charales, Characeae. The record is from the annotation of a GenBank genome assembly.
CUUGAGAAGUGUUAGUUUUUCCUCACCACCAUUUAUUUCAUGGGGCACGUGGUGACAGACAAGGGACUCCAACCGGAGCCGCAGAAGGUGGCAGCUGUCAGGGACGCGCCAGUGCCUACCACUAUCACGCAAGUUCGCGCCUUUCUGGGCCUAGCCUCGUAUUACCGAAGAUUUAUCAAGGGCUUCGCGGCGAUUGCGGGACCCCUCACAAAUCUCCUCCACAAGGAUCAGCCGUUGAUCUGGACGCCGAAGUGCGAUCAAGCGUUUUUCAAACUCAAGGCUGCUCUCAUUUCGGCUCCGGUCCUUAUAAGACCGAAUCCUGAAAAGCCUUUUGUUCCCAUCACCGACUGGGAGCCAGAGGCGAUUUCGGCGAUCCUUGCCCAGGUGGGACCAAUCAGACUCGAGAAUGUGGUAGAGUAUGCGUUCCAAUCAGUACCCGCCUGCAAGCGCAACUACGCCGCUCCGACGGAAGAAUGCUAUGCGGCUCUUUGGGGAAUCAGUCACUUUCGUGCUUACCUGUACGGGCGAAAAUUCACCCUGGUGACUGACCAUGAGCCCCUGUUGGCUCUGAAGAAGUCGAAGGAUUACUCGGGCAUGAUCGGGCGAUGGGCAACGGUGUUGCAGAGCAUGGACUUUGACAUCUUCCAUCGAAAGCACGAGAAACACGAGAAUGCGGACAGGCUGACACGUCUGCAUCGGCCUGAGAAGGUUCCAAAGGGUGAGGAGGUGAUUCCGUGGAACGAACCCGAACAGGAGAUCGGACCUCGAUACGGCCAAGUGGAGAUCUUAUCGAAGCAGUAAAUGGCACGAGGACUAAUUGUUCUGUUCUACCCUCCCUGUAUCCUCUCCUCCUCUAACAUCAUGGUUACUCCACUCGCCUCCGCAACCCCUUCAUCUCCUGCUAAUUCUGCCCCUCUCACGUCCUCCGCUUUCUUUGUCACCCUCCCCGAUAAAUUCUGUUAUUUUUG